CCUUAAACACAUCACCACUAUUACACAAGAGAGAGAGGGGGGCAUACUAUCAUUCCAUACCUUAGCCUUUCUCUCUUAUAGCUUGCUCUCACCUUCCUCUCUUUUCUUCAUCUUCUGCCACUUCUCUCUUUUUUCUUCUUCUUCUUCUUUCCUCUUUCUUUCUUUGCAUACACAUUUUUCUUCCACUUCCUCUUCUCUUUUCUCUUUUUGUUGCUCAUACUUGCUUUGAGAACAAGAAAAAAUAAUAGAUCAAAUGGGUCGAGGCAAGAACUGGGCUUCCUAAGUGGUUUCUUGUAAAUUAUGAGGAGUUUGGGACCAUGGGAACUGGUGUUUACACCUGGAAAUGAGGGAGAGGCAACGGUGGCGAUCUGAAGAGGAUGCUUUAUUGCGGGCAUAUGUGAAACAGUAUGGACCAAAAGAGUGGCACCUUGUAUCACAGCGUAUGAACACACCCCUCAACAGGGACGCUAAGUCUUGCUUGGAAAGGUGGAAAAACUACCUCAAACCAGGGAUUAAAAAAGGAUCACUCACUGAAGAGGAGCAGCGUCUUGUUAUCCAUCUACAGGCCAAACACGGCAAUAAAUGGAAGAAAAUAGCAGCUGAAGUACCGGGUCGAACUGCUAAAAGAUUAGGGAAGUGGUGGGAAGUAUUCAAAGAGAAGCAACAGAGGGAGCAGAAAGAAAAUAAUAAGGUUGUUGAUCCAGUAGACGAGGGAAAAUACGACCACAUUCUUGAGACCUUUGCGGAGAAGAUUGUGAAAGAGCGGAGUGUCCCAGGUUUACUUAUGGCUACUUCUAACGGAGGUUUCCUCCACACCGAUGCACCAGCUCCUUCGCCACAAACUCUUCUUCCGCCGUGGCUUUCUAAUUCCACUGCUACUUCAACCGUCAGAUCACAAUCUCCCUCUGUGACAUUAAGUCUCUCCCCCUCAACAGUGCCACCUACGCCUACUCCUGGAAUUCCGUGGCUACAGACAGAUAGAGGACCUGAAAAUGCGCCCCUUAUUUUGAGCAGUUUUCCACAUCAUGGGGUUGCCCCUCCUUGCGGAGAAAAUCCAUUUGUUACUGAACUUGCGGAAUGCUGUAAAGAGCUAGACGAAGGGCAUCGUGCUUGGGCUGCUCAUAAAAAGGAAGCAGCUUGGAGGUUAAGGCGAGUGGAAUUGCAGCUAGAAUCAGAGAAAACAAGCAAAGUUAGGGAGAAGAUGGAGGAAAUUGAAGCAAAAAUGAAAGCUCUGAGGGAAGAGCAGAAGGCAACUCUAGACAGGAUUGAAGCAGAAUACAAGGAGCAACUAGCAGGCUUGAGGAGGGACGCAGAAGCAAAGGAGCAGAAAUUAGCGGAGCAAUGGGCUUCCAAACACCUGCGCCUUAGUAAGUUUCUUGAGCAGAUGGGAUGUCAAUCAAGACUUGCAGAACCUAAUGGUGGCCGCUAAAGCAAGCUAAGCCAAGAAUUCUUUUGUGUGUCCUGGCCGCCUAAGACGGUUCUUUUCAAACUGCUACGACUUUUCUUACUGUAAACUUUUUGUUUGAUCACCUUCUAUUUGGUUAACUAUGUUUUUUUUAUUCUGCAUGAUAAUUCUAUAAUAGCCUGCAACUUGUAUUUCUAGUA
Nicotiana tabacum (common tobacco) is the source of this 1605-nucleotide messenger RNA. Its product is annotated as transcription factor AS1. Lineage: Eukaryota; Viridiplantae; Streptophyta; Magnoliopsida; Solanales; Solanaceae. The record is from RefSeq and is a predicted model, not a curated record.